Naegleria fowleri is the source of this 1920-nucleotide messenger RNA. RefSeq lists its product as uncharacterized. Lineage: Eukaryota; Heterolobosea; Eutetramitea; Acrasida; Naegleriidae. The transcript is spliced from 3 exons. Gene Ontology annotation, molecular function: protein tyrosine phosphatase activity; protein tyrosine/serine/threonine phosphatase activity. Gene Ontology annotation, biological process: cilium assembly; protein dephosphorylation. The record is from RefSeq and is a predicted model, not a curated record. Bases 1 to 1920 code for a protein of 639 amino acids.
AUGUCGCACACUCCUCACAGUACUAAAAACUCACUCUCUAGCCGAAGGAAUUCAAGAGUUGUAUCGUCGGGUCCACUGGGUUUUGUCGAACAUUGUGUGGUACCACAUGCUCCUAGCAAUAAUGGUUUCUUCAUCUCUCCCUCUACCGUAUCCACAGUUCAUCAUCAUCAUCACGGUACUCCGAAACAUGAAAAACCUCAACAACAGUCUUUCACAACCCCUCAAAAUCAUACCCACAAGUUUGCUUGUACAAGAGAUACUUUUCUCGAAAAUACAAUCAUUGACACACAAAACAAAAUCAUCUCAAGCGACACUUCCACGCCGAAUGCUGAACUCAACGAAGAAUCAUCCAUGGAAGUCCUAAAUAACCACACUCCUUUAUCUUCCGAAGAUCAAUAUUUACAACACUAUCACCAUGAUUCACCUGCUCCUGCCAAACCGUUCUCGGAAAAACGUUACUCAAAAACUUCUAGUUCCAUCAGCAGUAUGAAAAAGUAUGUAAUUAGUGGGGGAGAGAUAAUGAAUUAUACUUCUCCAAGAAACGCUUCCACAAGGAAUUCUCUCACUAAACGAAAGCAAAAUAUAAUGACGGAGUUUCAUUCGUUGCCUUCGACGCUAGCUCUUGUACCAAUAACUAACUCAACAACCUUCUUUAUGAAGUUACAUUGUUCUUUCUGUGGAGGAAAAAAUUGUAAAUAUGAAAAUUAUUUAAAAACACCUCCAAACGAAACUCAACUUAAAGAAAUGCAUAAAUCAAGCAAUAGUAACUUAUUGACAACACCACGAAGACGACGAAAAUUUUGGGCAAUUGAGGGUUUAAAUUCCCAUUACGUUCUUGACAACAUUAUUGCUUCACAGAGACCUUCGUCAAGAUUGGUUCAGAAAUAUCACAUCAUUGACCAAUUUAAAAAACACAACAUCAUCGCUGUUGUCAAUUUACAAGAAAGAGGAGAACAUCCUUAUUGCGGCGAUGGAAUUUUGGAAAAAACAGGUUUUUCCUACGACCCAGAAGAUGAUUUUAUGAAACACAAGAUUUCUUACUAUAAUUUCGCGUUUCCAGACAUGUCAAUUCCUAAUUUUGAUGAAAUGAUAGCAAUUGUAAAGGCAAUGAAAAUGGAUAGUGAAAAGGGAAAGGUCAUGGUGCAUUGUCAUGCUGGCCUUGGAAGAACUGGGUUGGUCAUUUGUUGCUACUUAUUGUAUACUAAACAUUUUUUCUCUUCAAAGAAAGCCAUAGAUUUUGUGAGGAGCAAACGACCUGGGAGCAUCCAAACCAAGUCACAAGUGAAAUUUGUUUAUGAUUUUUUUGCAUACUUGACGGAAAACAGAACAAUUUUUGUUUGCAAAUCUUUGAAAUCAGCAAUGGAAAAGCAGAGAGUUAUAGCUUGUGGUACUGAAUAUCUCCUGUUGCAAAGAAUUCCAAAAAUUGUGCAUGAAAUUUGCAACAAAAUGUCUCACAUUAUUUUUGCAACACAAGAUUUGUCACAGCUUUUGGUGGACUUCUUUUUGCUUAAUCCUGACUCGUUAUUUCAAAAAAUUGAAACUUUAAAAGAGAGCUUGAAUCAUGACGACUGGACUGCUCUAAGAAAAUGUAACUCUUUUCCAACACUCGUGUAUUUGUUGUUGGAAUGGUUUGAGACAUGUAGCGAACCUGUUAUUUUCACCAAAGAUUUAAGGCAAAACAGUUCUGAUGAAUUAGGAGCCUUACUUCUCUCCAAAAACCGAAUAGUGGAAGUUGAGAUUGUCAAUGCUCUGGUGAAGGCUUUGUCGCAAUUGUACCGUCGUUUGAGUCAUCACUCUCUUGUGGAUUCCUUCAUUUUGUUGAUAUUUUCCAAGAUGUGCAAAACUCUGCUGGAUUCAAAAGAUGUCUUUUUCCUCUCACUUCAAAAACAAAUGAAGAAAGGAUCCACCUUUAAGGUGUAG